Molecule: messenger RNA, 2673 nt
Organism: Nematocida parisii ERTm1
Lineage: Eukaryota; Fungi; Microsporidia
Exons: 1
Coding region: 1-2673 (890 amino acids)
Biological process (GO): endoplasmic reticulum to Golgi vesicle-mediated transport; intracellular protein transport; COPII-coated vesicle cargo loading
Cellular component (GO): endoplasmic reticulum exit site; COPII vesicle coat
Molecular function (GO): structural molecule activity; protein binding
Source: RefSeq, a predicted model, not a curated record
AUGUUUAUAUUCAUAAAAUAUAUUUAUAUUUUAUUUUCAGUCUUUUUGUUUAUAAUGAAGAUAGAAACAACAAGUCUAGUGUCAUUCAGCCCGGUGGGAUCGUUAGUAGCACUGGGGACAAAAGCAAAGAUAUUGAAUAGUGAUUUUUCGUCUGACUCGCUGCUUCAGAUAAAGAACACUGAGACAGAUGAGACGAUCUUUACCAAGGUAGUUCCUUCUAGGUUUAACAGGCUAGAGUGGGGGAUGUAUGGAGAUAAAGUAUUUGUAGCUGGAGGAUUAGACGCAGGGAAUGUUACUUUAUUAGAUGCAACAGGAUUAUUAAGCGAUGACAGGGAAGAUCCUAAGGAGUUGGUAUUUAAAAACCAUGUGAAGACGGACGAUGAUAUUCUAGGAAUUGACUUUGCAGGUGCUAUGCCCGUGCUGACCACUGGUUCAUAUUCAGGAAAAAUUAUGUUAUGGAACUUAAGGACUCUUGAUAAGCCAAUGGCUCCCGGAAUAACCACAAAGUUUGAGGGGAUUAGCUGUCUGCAGUGGAACAAGAACAUGCCACAAAUACUUGCAGUGGGUACCACAGAUGGGAUGGUAAGCAUUUUAGAUCUGCGUGGGAAGAGUGAAGUGACAAGAAUUGGAGAUGCAUACUUCUCCAAGUCUGAAAUAACUUCUUUGCAGUGGGACCCAAGCCCAAACAGUGCCCAGCUGGCGGUCUCUUCUUCAGCACAGAAUUCAGUUAUUCUGUAUGACUUAAGAAUAUCAAGAGGAACUCCUCGACUAGAGGGGCAUACCGAGGGAAUUCUUAACUGUAAGUGGUCCAGGCAGGACCCAUCUCUUAUUGUAACAUGUGGAAGAGACAACUCUGUGAUUGCCUGGGAUGCAAAUACUUAUAAGAAGCGAGGAGUGGUUGUGGAGGAUUCAGUGUUCGACUUUGCAUUUAGCCCAGAGAAUCCAGAUAUGAUUGCAUACUCAUCAUACAAUGGAUAUGUGGUUAUGGAUACACUCACCUCAUUGAAUGCGCGCUCACCAUUUUUGGAUAAAGUGCCAGAGUGGCAGAAGCAGGGGGCAGGCCUGUGCUUUACUUCACAGGGUCUAUUUGUCUCUGAAGAAAAGGGACUUCGGCUUAGGAAAUGGAUUGACAGUGUUGACAAGAGCUCAUACGAAUGGAAAGUGCUGGAUGCCUAUGAAAGGGAGCACCCUCGUAGGGAAAUAAUGAAGAUUCUUAAUGCAAGCGGUGAGAAAAGCCCCAUUCUAGAACAGGCAGAGGAUGAAGCAGAAGAGUCUAGUAAACCCUCACAAGAAAGCAGUAUAGAAAUGGAUGAGGAAGAUCCUAUUACAGAAAAGCUUAUACAGGGAAAUUUCUCGGCUGCGUUUUCUUUGGCACUCUCAGAGAAUGCCCACUUAGCAGCACUCAUUGCUCUAUGCGAUGGAACAAAUGUGCUUAAAAGAGAAAAAGAAAGAAUUCUUAAGGCCCCAGGUGCAUCAUCCAGCUUUUUGCUAGUUCUUUCCAUUCUAUCGGGCGAUUACAGUGGACUGAUUAAGAACAAUGUAGACUGGACAGUAAUUAUAAAGAUUUUAGGAAGCCACUGCACAGAUGAGGAGUUUAUUCCUAAAGUACGGGCAGUUGCCGAGUGCCUUGAGAAGACCGAUCUAGACUCUGCUAAAAUCUGCUACCUUAUUGCCAAGGAUGUGCAGAAGUAUCAGGAGAUUGAGGAGAAGAAGGCAGAAAAGCCCAAAAGCAUUAUUCAGUCUGUUGAGUUCUUUAAGAAGUUUGAUAAAGUUUUCACAAUUGUUGAAAGAGGUGCACAGCUAAUGAAGCAAAAAAUAUCUGUAGAUCGGGUUACAAUUGAUUACUUAAAGCAUUUAAUGCAAAAGGGAGAGAAACAGAGAGUUCUGUCAUUUAUCAACUAUCUCAGUCCAAAGUCAGCAGAUGAGGUACAGGGGGAGCUAAAUCUUCCUGCCACGGCUUCGCAGAGAUCUAUGCAACAGGGAACAGGAAAUAUGUACCCACCGCAUCAACAGAUGAACAAUAUGAACAUACACCAAAGAACCCCACAGCAAUAUGGCGGCCCAGUCCAUGGAAGGCCAAGCCCGAUGCCUCAUCAGAUGAAUAUCCCACAGAAGCCUAAUGCAACACCAUCUUCAUUUUCAUUGAGCAGCCGAGAGGUUUUGCAGCCAGGGAAUGCAAAUCCAUACAAUGGAAAUGGCAUGAAUUCUAUGCCACUUCCGCCACAGAUGGCCAAGCAGCCCCCCGCGCACGCAGAUAUGGCUCCUAAUAGCUACUUUGCACCACCACCACAGAUGGCAAAUACUCCCAUGGGCAUGUCGCAGGGAUUAAAUAGAAUGCCACAGCCUCAAAAUACAGUUUCUGCUGUUGCCACUCCAAACAUUGGAGGCAGGGCUGGGCCAAAGAUCUCUUAUGCAAAGCCACAGAUGCCAGAGGUGCCGCUGAACAAGGUUGCACAGCCUGCUAAUCAAGCUGCGUUUUCGGGAUAUAAUCAAGGUGGAAUGCCGGUAAGUGGUUCAAGCUAUCCGCCAAUGCCAAAUACGCCAUCUAGCGGUGCAAUGCCUCCGCGCAUGCCAUAUAUGCCAGGGCAGCCUAGACCAAUGAGUGGGGUUGCAUCAAAUACAGCCACUCCGGGGAUGCCUCCGCGCAUGGGAGUGGCAGGGAGAGGCGCCUAA